Messenger RNA from Melanotaenia boesemani (Boeseman's rainbowfish), 1760 nucleotides. Its product is annotated as FUN14 domain-containing protein 1. The record is from RefSeq and is a predicted model, not a curated record. The coding region runs from base 188 to 670 and encodes 160 amino acids. NCBI's taxonomy places the organism in Eukaryota, Metazoa, Chordata, Actinopteri, Atheriniformes, Melanotaeniidae. Gene Ontology annotation, biological process: autophagy of mitochondrion. Gene Ontology annotation, cellular component: mitochondrial outer membrane. The transcript has 5 exons.
CGAAUUCAAUUUUACAUGUUUUCCUUGCUCAAAGAAAAUGUUGGGGCAUUUUGCUAAUAAAGUUGCUAAAUUGCUAAACCUAAUCAAGUAAAAUUAGAGCAUUUUUUUAACUGACGUGGCACAGCAUCAUCAUGUGGGCGUGGCUUAGUAUUGUCAACAUCCUGGUGACAUAAGUGGAGUCUCCAAAAUGGCGACGGUUGAUCAGAGAGAAGCAGGUCAGGACGACCCGGAGAGCGAAGAUGAGGUAUAUGAGGUUGUGGAUCUUACAGAGUACGCCCGGAGGCACCAGUGGUGGAGCAGGGUGUUUGGAAGCAACUCCGGCCCGAUUGCUGAGAAGUAUUCCGUGGCUACUCAGCUCAUGAUGGGAGGGGUGACUGGAUGGUGUGCUGGCUACGUCUUCCAGAGAGUGGGGAAGAUCGCAGCUACUGCUAUUGGUGGAGGGUUCCUGCUUUUACAGAUCGCCAAUCACAGCGGUUACGUGCAGGUGGACUGGAAGAAGGUGGAGAAGGAUGUAAACAAAGCGAAGAAGCACCUGAAGAAGAAGGCAAACAAAGCAGCCCCUGAAAUAAACACAUUCAUUGAGGAGGUAAAGGCUACAGACUUUAUAAAGAGGAACAUCGUUCUUUCCAGUGGAUUUGUUGGCGGUUUCUUUCUUGGAUUAGCCUCCUAAAGCUGGAAUCAUCUACUGUGAAUCUCAUCACUACAUGGGUCACUUUUCUCUCUACUGUUUACCACUUUGCCCCAUGUCUCGUUUGAUUCAUCACUUAAUUAACUGAUGGGUGGGGAUCAUGCAUGAUCUGUUGUGACUGUGUUAUUAACUGUGUAACUGGUCCAAGUCAGCUGCUUGCAUUUGGGUGGGUUUAGUAGAGAUUUGGGGUUCUUGAACCGUACUGUGACUUAUUUUUUCCUGCGGGACCCCUCAUGGAUCUUUUUCCAGGCUGCUGGAAAUGUUAAGCUAUGACACGUUCUUUGCUUUUUCAGUCUAAAUUCCUCCAGGGGCUUUUCUUUUCAGAAGCAAGUCAGGGAGCCUGAGCUGUUUAUGUACACACCAGAGUACAUGCUGUAUAAACACGAAAAGCAGGAAGUUGUUGCCAAAUUUCCAACUAAUUUCUAGAGGGACUUUAGAUGUAGCUGUGAGAUUUGCAGGGUUGGCAUGCCUUUUAAAGCAUGAGUUCAUCACGCUGACAGAGGGACGGGAAUGAAGUCUUUUCACCUCUCAGAGCAGGAGAGCAUGAACAGGUUGCUUUUAACUUUAAAUAUCCUCUGUUCUUCAGAUGAUCUAGUAUUGAAUAAAAUCUUUUAUUCCCACAGCUCCACAAUGCUCUUUAAUGACAGGACGACCAUCUGCCGUACCGUAAUUAGCAUCAUCACAGGCUAUACACCAAGAGUCCGAUCAUUCAGGAGCAUAAUGGAGCAGCAGAAGCAGCGCUGUUGUCUGAUAGUGUCAGUGUAGCCAUAACAAAGCUGCAUCAUUACUGUAAUUGUCCAGAUCCUCUCAUGGGUCACUUCUUUUUAUUUUUGCCUUCUUCUACCAGUGCAAUAUGCUGAUUAUUUUUCAGAAUAGAAGCUUUACUUGUGUUUUGUUUUUCAUUAAUGAACUGUAGUUGUGUUUCCAGCUGCUGAUGUGUUUUUUAUUAUGUUCUUUGUUUCUGUUUAACAUGCUUUUGAUAACCCUGUUUGAGCUGUAAACAUUUGGUUCGUGUUUCCUUUGGAACAAAGUUGUCUGAAUUUAAUUUAAGUGAGAAUAAAACUUUUUAAAA